UUGGCCUCCAACGAGCUGUGGGGCGACUUCACCAAGGCCAGCACCCAGGAGGCAGGCGUCAUCCGCCAGAACGAGGAACGCGGCAACUACUCGCUGCUGCCCUUGGACAAGGUGGGCAUCUACCAGGGCAUACGCCUCAAUCUGGACACCCCGGACGACAGUCUGCGGGCGCUGUUUCAGAAUCCCGACUUGUCAUGGUCGUUUGAGCACGGCUGGAUACGACCGCUGGGUGCCCCACCUGCAUGUUGUCCGGCCUGGAAGCCGCUGCAUUCGCCGGCCAUGCUCAAAGCCUAUCCGCAGUACGCGGACAGCCACGUGGAGACCUUCGACCGCGACGCCGCGCUGGCGGCGUUCGACGAGCUGGGCCUGAACGACUCAGCGACGGCGACGGCUACCGCGAGUUUCCGGCCGGGUCGCCCAAGGCGGGCAAGACUAUCGGCUGGAUGA
Geodia barretti is the source of this 447-nucleotide messenger RNA. NCBI's taxonomy places the organism in Eukaryota, Metazoa, Porifera, Demospongiae, Tetractinellida, Geodiidae. The record is from the annotation of a GenBank genome assembly.